AAUCUAUUGAACAAUAUCGGAGAUGUGAUAUAUUAGUUGUAAACACGCGACCUUUUGUGCUGUAAAUCAACCAAGAAACCUUAAAGUUUAUAAAUAUAUACACACUGGUAGUAGUAUCUUCAUUGUAACUAUUUUGUGAGAACUGUCAUAAUCGUUUAUUCCGAAAUAUUUGUGAUUAAGACUCAAGAUAUUUUACAUAUCUGCAUCUAUUUUUCAUUUCCGAUUUAUUUUUUAAUAUUUAAUUUCCGAUUUCCGUAAUUAUAGUUGAAUACAUGAAUUUAGACUCACUGGAUGUGAUGAAAACUGGAAUUUGUUGAAUUAUUGUGGAAUGUAUUUGACAAUGGAUAUUAUAUACUCAUUGUAUUUCAUGGUGACAAUAGUUUGCUUAGUCAGUGCAUAUCGGAAACCACAUAUUAUUUUUAUUGUUGCUGACGACUUGGGUUGGAAUGAUGUUGGAUGGAGAAAUCCAGAAAUAAAAACACCGAAUUUAGACAGACUUGCCAAGAAUGGAGUUAUACUAAACUCCUCUUAUGUCAGUCCCACGUGUACACCAUCUAGAAACAGUAUAUUAACGGGAGUUUAUCCAUUUAGAGUUGGAUUGCAGCAUAGUUCUUUACUACCGCAAGAUACUAGACAUCUGUCAUUGGACACUCCGACACUUCCAGAGAGGCUGAAAAAUCUGGGAUAUUCCACUCACAUGAUAGGAAAAUGGCAUCUAGGGUUCUGUGAUUGGAAGCACACUCCUGUACACAGAGGUUUUGAUUCAUUCUUGGGAUUUUUGAAUGGCGGCCAGGAUUACUACAAGCAUAAAAAAGAGAAUACCUAUGAUUUUUGGUUGAAUAAAACAGUUUAUUAUCCUCCAAAUGGAGAAUACUCAACGAAAACGUUUACUAAGAGAGCAGUUGACCUUUUCAGACAACACAAAGGAAAAAAGAAUCCGAUGUAUUUAUAUCUAUCCUACCAAGCAGUACACACCCCUCUUCAAGUUCCAAAGAAAUAUGAAAGUAUAUAUAGACAUGUUACAAAUAAGGAUCGACGAACUUAUAACGGAAUGGUAACGGCAAUGGACCAAUCAGUUGGUACAAUUCUCUCUGCACUGAGGAAAUACAAAAUGCUGGGAAAUACAAUUAUUGUUUUUACUACUGAUAAUGGAGGAGCAGCAAAUAUUGCCGGAAGUAAUUUGCCCCUCCGGGGGUCUAAAACGACAUUGUGGGAAGGCGGUACUCGUGGGGUUGGUUUUGUGUAUAGUAAGAGAUUGUUCAAGAGAAAAUACGUUCAUGAAGGAUUGUUCCAUGCUGUUGAUUGGGUACCAACAUUGUUAGCUGCUGCUGGCGGUAAACAAGACAAGAAAUUAGAUGGAAUAAACCAGUGGCCUAUGUUACGUGGAGGUAAACCAUCAAGAAGAAAUGGAUUCGUCUAUUCUAUCAGUGAAACAAGUGCUGCGAUACGAAUUGGUGACUACAAACUUAUUGUAGGAAGUCCAGGGAUUUAUAACCAAUGGUUUACAAUACCUAAAACAAAAUCGUUCUGUAACAGCGGAGAUGUCGCCGAGGAUAUAUUUUUAUACGAUAAUUUGAACAAUGCUGUCCGAAAUAUAAAGAGUUAUUUCAGUUGGAUUGGAAGUACAUUGCCUGGAUAUUCUUAUUGGCGACAUUAUAAACGAUUGAAAGCUCUACAGAAGUGUAAAGAAUUGGUUAAGGAGGAAAGACAGAAAUGGGUGUUUCCUAAGUUCCUGCUAUUUAAUAUAAAAGAGGACCCUACAGAAACCAAGAAUCUUGCCGGAAGUAAACCAAUGGUGUUCAGAAAACUAAAAGGUCGUUUGGAGAGAUACUGGAAAAGAGCUAAGAUUUUCCCCAAGCAAUCUACAUUCAGUAACAAUACUGGUAUAGUCAAUGGAGUAUGGACACCUGGGUGGUGUUAAAUGUUAGAACAUUUGAAUUCAUGGUUGUUAGCUUACAUUCACAGACGAUUGUCUUUAGUGUAGAUUCGCUAAGACUUGAAUGUCAAUGCUAAUUUCAGCAACAUAUUAUGAGUCUUAUUAGAUGAGUGUUCUGGUUUCAAGAUUUGGAUUGAUUGCUGAUUGCGUAACGUCAUCACCGCUUAGAUGUUAUAGUUUUAUUUGUCUAUUUAUAUCUUAAGAAUCAUCCUUGGUUCACAACGUUAGCCAGGAAGAGUGUUAAUUUUAUGUAGGACAGUAAUGUCUCAUAGUUUAACAGAAAGAUGUUAUUUCAGAUCAUUAUUGUAUAAAAUAGAUAAGUUUUGUUUUAUUAAAAUAUGUUUUAUAUUUCA
Molecule: messenger RNA, 2289 nt
Organism: Mytilus californianus (California mussel)
Lineage: Eukaryota; Metazoa; Mollusca; Bivalvia; Mytilida; Mytilidae
Product: arylsulfatase I-like
Exons: 14
Coding region: 329-1921 (530 amino acids)
Source: RefSeq, a predicted model, not a curated record